Alexandromys fortis (reed vole) is the source of this 3151-nucleotide messenger RNA. It is a transcript of the gene Clec20a, whose product is annotated as C-type lectin domain containing 20A. The transcript has 13 exons. Lineage: Eukaryota; Metazoa; Chordata; Mammalia; Rodentia; Cricetidae. Bases 1 to 2493 code for a protein of 830 amino acids. The record is from RefSeq and is a predicted model, not a curated record.
AUGGCAGCUAGAGCAGGAAGCCGAGAGCUCACAUCUUCAAAUGCAAACAUAAAGAAGGGAACUGAGGAGGAGCGGAAAAUCCCCGUGAAGGUGUCCUUGGGGAUUGCCGCCUUUUCCUCAUUUGUGCAUUCACCGGGCCAAGGAUGUUUGCCAGGUCUUCCAGACCCCAAGGGAACCAACACUCCUCCACAACCAAUCACAACAACAGAACAGCCUACGAUGAAGGACAACCAAAGAGUCACCAGCCACCAGAGCUCUCCCUGCCAAUCAGACUUAAUGGAGCCAAAAAAAUCAUACAUUCAAAUCCACUUUGAUGAACUGGAAAUGAAUUUGGCAUCUGCUAGGCCCCCAGUCCCACCUGGAUGCUGGAGCGCAUGGAGAGCAGGUGCCGCUCGCUCUCAGCCUCAGCGGCAGCACAGUCAGCAGCUCUUCCCAGUAGCUCUGACCAUCGCUGGAACUCCAGCUUCUGCUGCUGCCCUCCCCAAAGUCAAACCGGCCAAGGGUGUGUGCUUGCAUGCACCUGCUAACAGUAGAGCCUUGGAAACUCACUUCGCAGCCAAAAACAUGUGGCAGGAACUGUGGAAGAUGCCGUUUGCUGCCAGUGGGGGUAGUCAUGUAGUGAUAGCUUCUCCUGCCCCAGCCUUCCAGCUGGUGAGCAACAGCAAGACCUUCUAUCGGGUGGAGGAGCCGCAGACUUGGAAAGAGGCCAUGUGGUACUGCCAGGAGCAUUACACAGACCUCGCUGACCUGCAGAGUGUGAACAGCCCAGUGAACAUCAUGGUGGUCUACUCCUACACCAGCAGUACCCAGGCAUGGAUCGGCCUCUUCUACAAUGUGCACAUCUCUGGCCUGAGCUGGUCCAGUGGCUCCAUCUUUACCACCCCAAAGUGGAGUGCACGGUCUGUCUUCCGGGAUGGCCUCUGUGCUACUCUGUAUGCAUGGGCCAUGGUCCCUGCCCCGGGGGCUGUCUCCUGCACAACUCAGAAGCCCUUCAUUUGCUAUUAUGGUGUGUUCAGAUUAAUAUUCUGGGCCUGCUCUUUUCCAAGAUUGUUUCGGGGAGGGGGAAAGGAAGAGAAGACUAACUCAACUACAGCGUUCCCUGACAUCACUCAGUUCUCCCCAGUUCUUCAGGUUCAUUGGGAGUGCAUGGGCCAAAUUACCACUCAGUUCCAUGGGACUACCCUGUGGCCACUAUCGCCUGUUGUCCGAACAUUUGAAAUUUGCUUCUGUUUUACAGACUCUGCUGUAGGACACGGCAUGUCCUUAGUGUCCUCUCUUGGAGCACUGACUACUCUUCCAACAGAAGCUGAGGUCGAGAUUGGUGGAUGGACCUUCAUUCGGAUUAAACAAGCCAUGUCGUGGCCCUCAGCUCUGACCUACUGUCGUAACCACUACACAGACCUGGCCGAUCUGCAGAGAGUGACCGACGAGAAGGACAAAGAAAUCCUCCAGUCCAUCACAAGCAAUGUUGAUGCCUGGAUUGGCCUCUACUUCAGUGCAAAGAUCAACAGUCUCACCUGGUCCAGCGACUUGGGGUCUAGCAUUCCCGAGUGGCUUCAGAAAAUACCUUUGUUUGGUCAAGGACUGUGUGCAGGACUCCGUGUCUUUCUGAACGGCCCCCCUGAGAUUUAUGCACUACUUUGCCAUGAGCAGAAACCUUUUAUCUGUUUCUGUGACCCCUCCAUUGGCCAUCGGAAGUUGGCAGAGAUGCCUCUACUCACUGCUACGUCCUCCCCCAAAGAGACUCACCCCUCAGAAGUUACUGCAAGGACAACCCCUAGGCUAAACACAGGGACCAGCACUGGCCCCAUAGGUGCCUCCCAAGAGAUGGUUCCAGCAACCUGGACCCCUCGGCAAGUGACUCAUCAACCAACUGAUGUCAGCUCUGGCACCUGUGAUACUACCACUCCUGCCCCCACCACCAUGGGCCUCACAGCUUUCCAUUCUCAAGGGACGGUCUCAAUAAGUCCUCUGACAACCCCGACACCUUCAGGAGCUGUGACCAGUACAGAGCAUGGUACACAUAUAGGAGACACACCUACUACCACCCAGGCCCAACGUGUCAGCUCACCUAAGCACCCAGGGACUACAGAGGCAGUCAGCUCACCUAAGCACCCAGAGACUACAGAGGCAGCAGUAGCAACAACAGAAGGCUCAGGUAACAGCUUCUGUUUGCUAACUUCACUAUCUAACAGCCCAGGGCCUAAAAAUCUACAGUCACUCCUCGCCCAGGAUACCUGGGCGCCUUCUGGUAACUCUACCUUCCAAGGACUGGAAGGUUUAAGGGGUGACAUUCUUCUAAGUCAGGAAACGUUUUCUUUUCCAGAGCACUCCUUUGGAAUCCUGAAAGCAGAUUUUACCAUCUCAACAGUGAAGGAUCCAGAAGAGAUGAAAGAUCAACUUUUGAGUGAGAUCCAAGAAGCCUUAAAGCUUGUAUUAGGUCACGAGGAAUUCACAUUGAAAUGGGUCGGCUACGAAGUAAACAAAAAAUAGCAAAUAUCCGCUAAUUCUCACUUUCCUUUUAAAGUAGUAGUUCAGGUUGUCUUUAGUUUUGUUUUGUUUUGAAUUCCUAGACACACAAGAUUAGAAAUAACCUGAAGGACACACAGAAGAAAAUGACAUGUGAAACCUGCAUUCUUGGGUUUUACAGACUGAGAUAGAUAAACUGAAGAUAGCACACCUGGAGAAUGAUAAACAAAGGCAGCUCCCUAACCCAACAAGAAAAACCCUAAGAACAAGCUGUGUAGGGAAUAUGAGAGGACCAUGGAGGCGCAGGACAGUUGGAGGAAGUUUUCUUUCCAAGGAUGUUAACAUAACACAACCGACACCAGUGCCGGUUGUCCAUCCUACUCAUAAAUAUUUUACCUGAAACUUGUAAAAUUUUAAGGCAUGCUAAUCCUAAUGCUAAAAUGUAUCUUCAGAAUAGUAUCCCAGUGUUCCAAGUGUCCUAAAUGCCUAGCAGAGAAGUUAGAAGGUAGCACACAACACAGAUGCAUGUAUGAUAGAAGCAGUACUGUAAAUACAGUAGCAACUUUAGUCUGAAAUGUUUAAAGUUAAAGUUUAUUUGUAUUUUUUGUAGGAAUAUCAAUAAAAGACCUCAAACGUAUCUAUAUCUGUACAUGUACAAGAACUGUCAAAAAUUAUUCACAGA